Molecule: messenger RNA, 3325 nt
Organism: Myripristis murdjan (pinecone soldierfish)
Lineage: Eukaryota; Metazoa; Chordata; Actinopteri; Holocentriformes; Holocentridae
Product: 5'-AMP-activated protein kinase subunit gamma-2-like
Exons: 16
Coding region: 124-1761 (545 amino acids)
Biological process (GO): protein phosphorylation; regulation of catalytic activity
Cellular component (GO): cytoplasm; nucleus; nucleotide-activated protein kinase complex
Molecular function (GO): AMP binding; protein kinase binding; protein kinase regulator activity
Source: RefSeq, a predicted model, not a curated record
AGCUGCUCAGUUGUGGUGGAGGGCUUAGCUCCAGUGGAGGUGGGUGUCGCAGGUGCCUUGAUUUAACGCACUUCACGCAGCAGCCGCACGCCUUUUCACUGUUUGGAACAACAGGGGAAGAAAAUGGGAAGCACGGUGAUGGAGUCGCACAAGGACAGCGCCAAGAAAACGAGGAAGCGGAGAAGUCUGCGGAUAAACAUGCCCGACUUCAGUGCAUUCACUUCCCCACAAGUGAAUUCUCAGAGCAGUGGCUCAGCCAAAGAUGGAACUCAGAAGGGAGAGCGUUGUGUCCGUUCAGCCAGCCCAACCAAAGGAGCGUAUGCAAGGGGCUCUGCCAGUGCCACCCUGCCCCCUUGUCCCAUGUCUGCCCCAGUACAAUUUAAGACUAGCUCAGGUUCGCCCAAAACCAUCUUCCCCUAUCCAUCCCAUCAGGAUUCCCCACCUAAAUCCCCCCGCCGUCUGAGCUUCAGUGGUAUCUUCCGCUCGUCACCCAACUCCGCACCUGCAAGCAUCAAGCUGUUCUCCAGAGCCAAGAAAGCCUCUGGACUCUCCUCUCCACCCACAACCCCGACCCAGGCAUCCAGCCAACCUCUGUUCCCCCAGGAGGCCCAGCAGAGCAGCCCCAGCCAUGAACGCCUGGACUCUUGCUACCGCUCCCUCUCCUCACCUCCAGACACAGGACAGCGCCACAACCUUCCAUCUAAACCCCCCAUCCCUUCUUUGAGCCCUGUGCUACCCAACACUACCUCACCACAAGUCUACGGUUUAUUCGAAGGCAUGCUGGAGAAACUUGAACUAGAAGAUGAUGCUGCUGAGCCAGAGAGUGAUAUUUACAUGCGCUUUAUGAAAUCCCACAAGUGCUACGACAUUGUUCCCACCAGUUCCAAGCUGGUUGUGUUCGACACAGCACUCCAAGUUAAGAAAGCAUUCUUCGCCUUGGUAGCCAACGGUGUACGUGCAGCUCCACUAUGGGACACAGAGAAGCAAAGUUUUGUGGGAAUGCUGACAAUCACAGAUUUUAUCAUCAUACUACACAGAUACUACAAGUCACCAAUGGUGCAAAUAUAUGAAUUAGAGGAACAUAAGCUUGAGACGUGGAGAGAGGUUUACCUGCAAGCAACGUUUAAGCCUCUAGUGAACAUAUCACCUGAUGCAAGCCUAUUUGAUGCUGUGUACACCCUCAUCAAAAACAAAAUUCACCGGCUGCCUGUCAUCGACCCUGUUACAGGGAAUGCACUUUACAUUCUCACACACAAGAGGAUCCUCAAGUUCCUCCAGCUCUUUGUGUGUGAAAUGCCAAAGCCAGCUUUCAUGAAGCAGACCCUGGGGGAGCUGGGCAUCGGUACGUACCAUGACAUUGCUUUCAUCCACCCCGACACACCCAUCAUUAAAGCACUCAACAUCUUUGUGGAGAGACGGGUGUCUGCCUUGCCUGUGGUGGACGAGACAGGCAAAGUUGUGGAUAUUUACUCCAAAUUUGAUGUCAUAAACUUGGCUGCUGAGAAGACAUACAACAACCUGGACAUUACAGUGACUCAGGCUCUGAAGCAUCGCUCACAGUACUUUGAAGGAGUCAUGAAGUGCCAUAAGCUGGAAACACUGGAGACGAUAGUGGACAGGAUAGUUAAAGCUGAAGUCCAUCGGUUGGUUGUGGUGGACGAGCGCUCCAACAUUGAGGGCAUCAUCUCCCUGUCAGACAUCCUCCAGGCUCUGGUGCUCAGCCCAGCAGAUGCCUGUAGAGAGGAGAACCUGACGGAUUGAGAGGAAGGAAGCGCCUGAGCUGGAGAGCCGGUGGGAGGAACUUGGGUUGAAGGCUGAAGUCGGGAGCGCAAGGCUGUGCAAAACAGUCUGAGGGUCCCAGAGUAGCCCGCAACCGAUGCACUAUAGAGGCUUGGAAACCAAAGAGCUAGACUGCUUAGAGGAAGUGGAGCUCCUGCACUGGAGGAUCAUUUGUCUGAAUAGGACUGUUUUUUUGUUUGAACACUGAUCAAAUGCGCACACACGUACACAUACACACAUACAUACACAUACACAGAUAUACACAGAUGUAUUUGAGUCAUCUGCCAUGGAGAUGCAGGAAUGCUGAGACAGAAGCCCUAAUUCUGAUUAACUGGGGCUUCAGUGUUUUGGGUUGUGUAGGUUUGUUAACCUGCUCUGUUGUCAUUUAGCAGUUGUUUUAGCCAAGUCACAUUUUGUCAUGUGACACUACCAAGGCCAGAAUGACCAUUCAUCACCACCUCAAAGCCUCUUUCUCAAUAUCGGGUGUAGAAAAUGAACAUUCACAGCUGCAACUUUGCUUUAAUAGUAAAACUACACAUCACGCACAAAUGUUGUGAUUGUUGCCAUUAAACAUCUUUUGGCCAAUGCCUGUCAGGAUUUGCCCAAUCUUUAUUUGUGCCUUUUGCUUGCCCUGCCCACACCACAUCACAAGGUACAGUACAUUUCCCUGACGUAAUGUUUUUUUUUUUUUUUUUUUUUUUUUUUUUUUUUCAGCAAUUGUAGAAAUCUAAAUCUACAAAACUUAAAUAGCUGGCAAAGUCCAUUUUCAGCUUUGUGUUAGUUUAAUUUUCACUUUUAUUUUUUAUCAUUAAAAUUUUGAAACCUUUCAGAUGUUUCACUAAUUUGUGUUUUACUUUAUUAACAUCUGACAAAAAUCCUAAAUUAAAGAAAUCAUUUUUGGCACACAGCAGUCAAAUGUCAAGGUGAAUAUUUUCCAAAAACUGCACAGUACAGUAAUAAGGUCUCUAUCAGAAGAAGCAUGAUUGAAGCAUGAUAGAUUGGCUGUGAUUUGGCAUCAAACUGUGAUGGCAGGGGAUACAUUUUUGUAUUGGUUUGACAUAACCAUGUCCUUUUUAAAAGUGUAAAAGCGGUUUCCUUUUUUUUUUUUUUUUUUCCUUCAGUGGUGUCAUAUAUGUUUUUGUUUCCUAUAUUACGUAUGUGAGCAACACUCGUCAGACGCCUGAUACUCCGUUCACAAAAAUGCAAACCACCGUGGCAUCUCAGCUGGAGUCGUAUGCUGUUGCUUGACAGGACUCAUCUCCAUCGUUCACUGUAAAUAGGAUUGUACUCGGGAAACGUGCUAGAGAAAGCUUUAUUUUUAUGAAUGUAUCAGAGGAUCAUGUUUAAAGAGACUGCAGUUUUAAUAUUAUUUUUGUAAAUAUAUCGUGGCAAUAUGUUCAACUCAAAGAAACUUUGUAUCUGAUCAUCAUGUACUGUAAAGGUGCAAGCAUGACAAAUUACACUUCAGUUAUGAAUGUUCUUUUACUUUUUUUUUUUCUAUUUUUCUGGCUGCAGAAAAAUAAAUGGACACUGAAUGUACUUUAAA